Messenger RNA from Pipistrellus kuhlii (Kuhl's pipistrelle), 2149 nucleotides. RefSeq names its product dendrocyte expressed seven transmembrane protein (gene DCSTAMP). NCBI's taxonomy places the organism in Eukaryota, Metazoa, Chordata, Mammalia, Chiroptera, Vespertilionidae. The record is from RefSeq and is a predicted model, not a curated record. The coding region runs from base 97 to 1455 and encodes 452 amino acids. The transcript has a single exon. Gene Ontology annotation, cellular component: membrane.
AUGCCCUGGCCGGGAAUCAAACCGUGACCUCCUGGUUCAUGGAUUGGUGCUCUAUCCACUGAGCCAUGCCAGCCAGGCCAUUUCUCUCAUGUCUUGAUGGGAGAACCUGGAAAGUCACAUUGCAAGGGGUGUAGGGACCAAGAAGGGCAAAGAAUUAUAGCCUUACCCCCGUGGCCUUUACAAGGCGACAGAGGAUGUUCAAAAGCAACAUCUGACCCCCGUCUCUUUCUCCUUUCCAGGGUCACAGCGAGCAUGGGGGUCUGGAGCUCGGGCACCCGUCUCUUCCUACGUCUUUGGGGGCUGUACGUGUCCCCCAGAAGCCCUGGACGGGUGGACUUCCUCCAACAUUUGGGAGUUUGCUCUUUGGUUGCGUUGGGUUUGGUGGGCCUCCUCUCGGCGGCCUUCUCCUGGUUCCUGUCCUCGUUCACAGUCUUCACCGUCUCCUGGGGGGCCGCCUGGGUUCUGCUGGGCUGCUCCAAGCACGCGAGGUGCUUCGUGGUCCUCUUCUUCCUCUCCUGCGGCCUGCGCGAGGGCAGGAACGCCCUGAUCGCCGCCGGCACCGGCAUAGUCAUCCUGGGGCACGUGGGCAACGUCUUCCACAACUUCAGGGGGCUCCUGGACAGCAUGACGUGCAACAUCAGGGCAAAGAGCUUUUCCAUCCACCUGCCCCUUUUGCGAAGGUACGCGGAGGCCAUCCAGUGGAUCUACGGCCACGCCCCUCGCCUGGAUCUGUUCGACGGCCUCGUGUCCUGGAACCAGACCCUGUCGGUCUCUCUUUCCAGCCCCAGCCAGACCCUGGAGGCGCAGCUCAAGGACACGAAGGGCCAGGUCGUGGGGGUCUUGUACCAGAUGGUGACGGCGACCGAGGUGCUGUCCUCCGUCGGGCGGCAGCUGCUGGCCCUCGUGGGGCUCCUGCUGGUGCUUCUCGGCACCGGCCUCUUCAUGAAGCGAUUCCUGGACCCCCGCGGCGGCCGGAAGUUCGAGAACACCUACAUCACCCGACAAUUCGUUCGGUUCGACGAGGGGGAGAGGCACGGGCAGAGGCCCUGCGUCCUCCCGCUGAGUAAGAAGGAGAGGAGGAAGUACAUCGUCAUCCCAUCCUUCGGGCUGACGCCCAGAGAGAGGAGGAACCUGGGGCUGUUCUUCCUCCCGGUACUCACCCAUCUCUCCCUCUGGGUGCUGUUCGCAGCCAUCGACGUUCUGCUCUACCGGCUCCUUUUCUCAGUGAGCAGACAUUUCCAAAACCUGCCGUCACUGGAAGUUCACUUGAAACUGCACAGGGAGGUAGGCCCGCCCAGGCCCUGGCGGGGGGUAUCCUGGCUCUUGGCUGGGCUGUUGGAAAUGAUCACGCAUCUCCCCAGGCAGGGAGGGCAGUGUCUGACCCCUUUGGGGUCUCCGGCGCCUGGCACAGUGCCUCCCACGGAGAAGGAGCCCGUCAGAGGCUGGGUAAAUUGAAUCCCUGCGUUAGAAUCUAUCAUUCUGAACGUUUUGGGUCAGAGUUAGUUUCCUGUGGCUGCUGUAACAAGUCACCACAGAACGAGUGACUAACACAACACAGAUUUCUUCUCUCUGGUUCUGGGAGCCGGAAGUCUGACAUCUGUGUCCUGGGCUGAAACCAGAGGCGCUGGCAGAGUACACUCUCUUCAGACUCUAAGGGAGAUUCUACUCUUUGCUUCUCCCAGCAUCUGGUGGCCGCUAGCAUUCCUUGGCUUGUGGCUGCAUCACUCCCUCUGUCUUCACAUCGCCUUCUCUCUCUCUCUCUCUCUCUCUCUCUCUCUCUCUCUCUCUCUCUCUCUCUCUUUCUCUCUCUCCCCCCCCCUUCUCCUUCUCAAAGGAUGCAUAUGAUUGCCUUAGGGUCACCAGGACAAUCCAGCAUAAUUUCUCCAUCUCAAGGUCCUUAACGGGAUCGCAUCUGCAAAGUUCCCUCUCGCCCAGAUUAUCCACAUUUACAGAUUUGGGGAUUAGAAUCCUAUGUCGUUGGGAGGCCAUUUCCUGCUUCUGAUAGUCAAGAGACACUGAAAUGUGGGAACAGGGGUCUCUGGUGGAGCAUGAAGCUGAUUCCUGGAAUGAACCUGACCAGUCAGAUGUAGGGCCUGCCUUCCUCUCUCUGCAGACUCGCUGUGCAUGCAGACUGCGCGUGCCUUCUCUG